This is a messenger RNA of Anisakis simplex (herring worm), 180 nucleotides long. NCBI's taxonomy places the organism in Eukaryota, Metazoa, Nematoda, Chromadorea, Rhabditida, Anisakidae. The record is from the annotation of a GenBank genome assembly.
AUGGCGGCUAAUCGACGUUCAACAGUUGGCAGUUUGAAUGAGGUGGAUGGACCUCGUGGCUUGCUAUCGUAUGGUUAUAAUGCAUUUUCAACUAUUUAUCAUACAGGUUUGAUGAAAAUCUUUUUUGUGCUCGCAGGUUACGUGAAGUACAAAUUAUUCCAGGGAUCAAUUCUAUUUUAA